CAGUUUUGCGACGUAAUGAAAAAUUACAAGUAUCAAAAUAUAAAAUUUAUGUAGAGCAAAGAAACUGUUUUGUAUACAAAUUACAAAAAUAUAAGAAAAAAAUAUAUGAGUGUUAUUCGUAAAGAUAUUGCUUAAAAAACAAUGAAAUGGCGACGUCUGCAUCAGUUUCCUCGUCUUCACAAUCUAAUCCUCAAAAUGCAAGCGGCUUAAUGGAUCCAUAUCUAAAAUCAUUUUUUCCACUUAAAAGUACAGCAGAUGUGGUAAAAAUAUUUCAAUAUGAACUUCAAAAAAACUCAGAGCCGGAUCUAACUCUUCUUUCCGUGAUUACCGGGUAUAUUGAAAUAAACUUAACAUCAGGUAGUUCUCCAGCAGCAGGAGCACAUUACUAUUCGAAUAGUCAAGAAAUUGAUGCAUGCUUAAAUUCGUUUCCUAUUUUAACACUAGAAGUUGUUGAAGAUUUGUAUAAAAAAUUUCAAGUCAAGCUGAGUGUUAUUGAAAAACCAAAAAUUCGUCAUAAUGCUUCUGGGGCUAUUUCUGGAGGAUUUGCAAGUAAAGCUAUAAUUAAAAAGGUCUCGGAUAUAAUAUACUAUUCCCUUAUUCGAAGUACUUUAAAAGAUAGAGCGCAUUUGCAAAAUUUAUACAGUUAUUUGUCAAGUCACAAAUUGGAUUGCUUUGGUGUAGCCCUUGGUGUUGUGGCUGGUAUGCAAAUAUUAGGGUAUAGAGAUGUGCAUUUGGCUAUUUCUGAGGAUCACGCAUGGGUAGUUUUUAACCCAGGUACAUCAAGUGGAAGUGGUAAAAAUAGAACUAGAACACCAGCAGUAUAUGAAACAAUAGAAGUAACAUGGCAUGGCAAAGGAAAUGAAGAUAAAAGGGGUCAGGAUGUAAGUGCCGCAGUAGAAUCUCACGUAUGGCUUUAUUUGAACGGACAUUCUGUUAUAUGCGAUCGAUACAUGGAAGUGGCCGCUAUCGUGUCAUCUAUUAAUAUUGCUUUAACACCAAAUAGUGAUUGCUUGGAACUGGCAGAAUUGCAACAGGCCCUUUUGUGGCUCUUAUAUGACUUAAAACAUUUAGAAAAGUAUCCUAUGAGUCUUGGAAAUUUAGGGGAAUUGGAAGAAGUUUCAGCAACAUACAAACGUCCAAAUUGUGAAGAAAUUUACAAGGAAGCUAUAAAGUCAGCUAGAAAAUAUUAUGAAAAUCAUCAUGUAUACCCGUAUACAUACCAAGGAAACUAUUACUAUCGCCAGAUGAAUUAUAGGCAGGCCUUUGCUUCUUGGGCUAAUGCAAGUGAUGUAAUACGAUUGUACACGUAUUCAAAAGAUGAUGAAGAGAUUUACAAGGAAUUUUUAGACAUAGCGAAUGAAAUGAUACCUUAUAUAAUGAAAACAGAAAGUUCUGGACACUCUGCACGAAGUAUUCUCAGAGAUUCGGAAUGUUUUGCAAAUUUACUAAGAUUCUACGACGGAAUUUGCCAGUGGGAAGAAGGAAGUUUAACUCCAAUUUUACACAUAGGUUGGGCUAAACCACUAGUCAAUACUAUUUCAAAAUUUGAUUUUGAAAUUAGAUCGCAGGUAAUAAUUUAUUGUGCAAAGGAGGAAGAGGAAUAUUUUCAAAAUGUCAGUACAAAGUCAAAUGAAGCUAAUAGAAAAUAUAUAAGAUCAGAAGUUGAAAAGGGUAAAGAAAUCGCAUCGACUUCGCAAUUACUAGAUGGAAAUAAAUUUAAAAAAGAUGAACCUAAAAAAACAGAUAUUCCGACUAUAGAAGAUAUAACCGCAGCAUGUGGUGAAAAAAUAUUGAAUCCAGAUUUUUUACUACAAGGAGGUGGAAAGCUUUUUGCUGAACAAAAGCAAUUUAAAAAUAAGCGGAAUUCAAAAGAAGAAUCUCGAAUUGAAAAAAAAAACACGGUGCAAGCGGAUAUGAAAAAAAGCAGGGAAUUUGAGUCCGAAUUGUCACAAAAUAAAGUCGAUAAUGAAAGCGGUUUUAUUUUUCAGCAAAAACAUCCAAUAAUAACUUUAUAUAGUUAUAAAAUGAAAGGAUUGAAGGAUCUACUAACUGCUGAAAAAUUAAACACACAUGCAAUUUCAUUGCAAGUAACCGCUCAAUCACAGGUAGCUGGAAAGAAAGUUCGUUCCACCAAUAUUUCAAACCAAUCUGGACAAUCUGGAUUUACAACUGUGAAUAAUAAUAGCAACACUGAUAAAAUGCAUUCAUAUCAAAACGCAUCUAAUUCUGAUCUAGCAGAAAGUGGAACUAGACCUAAAAGAAAUCGCAGAGAAUGAAAGAUUCAACUAAGGGGGGAAUAAAUAAUGUCGGAAAUUAUAAUAUUUGAAAUAAUUAUUUUCCAUAAUUAUUUAUGAGCUACCGUAGUAAAUAUUUGUACAUAAAGCAUUCAAAAAAAAAAAAAAAUUGACCUGCACAAUCAAGUAAGUACACAUUUUUUUCUGAAUUUUUUUUUGAUAAAGUAAAAGUAUUCUUUGUAAUCAAACUAAAGUUCCCUUAUCAUUUUAAAGUUAUUCAAUAUGUUUUUAAAAAAAAUUAUAUUUUAUUUAUUACAAAAUUUAUAUUUAAUUAUAAAUUAUUAACAAAUAACGCGAAGUUAUUUCCAAGCCAGUAUUAUAUCAACAAAAAGUAAUUUUAAUUUUUUAAAUUCUGUUAAGCUCAAAGAAAAUAGUUUAAUAAUUUAAAGGAAUAAACACUAUCAUUAGGAAACAAAAUGCCGCUUUUGUAGUUAUUAGUUAAAUGCCUGGUAGCAUUUGUAAGUUAUUUUUGUCAAACUUUUUAAAGAAAUUUCUAAUAUUCCAGCAAAAAGAAAAUUGUUUUAAACAAUCUUCCAUUAAUAAUUCAUAUCCUUUUGCAUCACCAAUUUAUUGUUGUUGAACAGCAAAUUUUUAUUUUUAUUUUAUAGCUUUAUAUUAUAAUUUAAUAUUAUAUUAACUUUGUCCAUAUUUAGAAUACUUUAAUAUUAGUUUUAUUUUUACAAAUUUUCUUAGUAUAGGAGAUUUUAACUUAAAGUACAAUUGUAAAAAAAAUUUUUUUUUCUGCUAUAUUAAUUAUAAGCGCUAAUUUAUUUUCAAAGCAUUUAAUUCUUAUAAUUAUACACAUUAAAAAUAAUAAAAAAUAUAUUAUG
Molecule: messenger RNA, 3124 nt
Organism: Condylostylus longicornis
Lineage: Eukaryota; Metazoa; Arthropoda; Insecta; Diptera; Dolichopodidae
Gene: Mnn1
Product: menin
Exons: 2
Coding region: 147-2276 (709 amino acids)
Biological process (GO): negative regulation of cell cycle; regulation of transcription by RNA polymerase II; negative regulation of cell population proliferation
Cellular component (GO): histone methyltransferase complex; nucleus; chromatin
Molecular function (GO): transcription cis-regulatory region binding; Y-form DNA binding; chromatin binding
Source: RefSeq, a predicted model, not a curated record